This is a messenger RNA of Cuscuta epithymum, 1224 nucleotides long. Lineage: Eukaryota; Viridiplantae; Streptophyta; Magnoliopsida; Solanales; Convolvulaceae. The record is from the annotation of a GenBank genome assembly.
CUCAAUGUCAAAUACAUUAUAAAAGUUAGGGAAAACUAUCAAAUAAGCCCCCUAACUUUUCAAAAAAAUCAAUUAGACCCCUUUACUAAAACUUCACUCAAUUAAACCCUCAAACCCAAUAAAAUAUGGCAAAACCUCUUUUUAACCGGUAACUAAUAAGUUACCCGGUUAUUAUGUACAAGUGGCUACACAUCUCGUUUUUUCAAUUUUUCCAUUUUUAUUUCUUUUUUCCUUUAUUUUUCUUUCCUUUUUUCCUUUCCCUUCAUCUUCUUUCUCGUUCAACUCGUUCCAGGCUUCUAAAAAAUUUCAGCCUUCAAUCCCUUCCUCCAUCUUCUUCUAAUCUUCCACCCACCCUUUCUUCCCACCCUUUCUUCUUUCUUCUGCCACCAGUAGGUCGUCGUCGGCAACGCAGUGUCCGAGCGAAACUUAGGACGCCGGAGAUGCUCAAGUUCCCAUUACGCACCGGUCCGGUCAUCCCCUUUCCGCGAGUCCAUGCCUUGGGAGUCGGAAAACGUUCUCCUUUAAAGCUUCGUUAAGGGAAUACAAGUCGGAGUCGGAGUCGGUGCUCCGUGAGAGCUCCGGCCAGAUUGAUUCCAGAUCCGGCUGCAGAAAAGAGGGGCAGGGAGGAGGACGAAGUGAGUCGUGGAAGUGCGAGCAGAGAACUAGUAGGGGGAAGCAGAGAGUGGGGAAGGAAAGAAGGAAAGAAAUAAAGAAAGAGGGGAGAAGUUGCAGGUGCUAGCGCAGGGAAUAAGGGGAAGAAGGGGAGAAGGAAAGAAAGCCUAGGGAAGAGGAAAGAAAAAGAAAAAACUGACACGUCACACCCCAUACUCAAUUUUACCGGGAAUACCUGCUAAAAAGAGAUUUUGCAAAUUUUUAAUGAGUUUGAGGGCCUGAUUGAGCUGACUUUUAGUUGGAGGGCUUAAUUGAUUUUUUUGAAAAGGUCGGGGGCUUAUUUGAUAGUUUUCCCUAAAAGUUAAGAGUAGCAUUCGAACAUUUGAAAAGUUUGAGCGUUAGACCUAAGACCUUAAGUCCUUAACCCUUAUAUUCUCACUAAUCUUUAAGAUGUUAAAUUGUGAUGUUUAUCCGUAAAUUGAGUUCUAAUGUUUGUUUAAAGUUUCGUUAUUUGUUGUAAUGCUACUAUUUGCUGCUUUAAAAUUUUAUUGUCUGUAGCAUGACUGUAUGAGUAUGUGUAUGACGAUAAAUACUUCGUAUUAUAUAAUUGGC